Molecule: messenger RNA, 611 nt
Organism: Drosophila santomea
Lineage: Eukaryota; Metazoa; Arthropoda; Insecta; Diptera; Drosophilidae
Exons: 2
Coding region: 36-611 (191 amino acids)
Source: RefSeq, a predicted model, not a curated record
UCAGAUGCACACAUACAUAUGCAUUUAUAUCAGCAAUGAAUCCUAAAGUUAUCCUUCCUGGGGUAUUCUUGGCAGUACUUUUCCUAAUGAGCAGUGUAAGUGUUCGAAAUCUUAUUUUCAAAAUGAACUUAAUAAUUUUUUUUCAGGAAGCACCGUAUGUUAAACUGACAAAUGUUGUUUGUGAAUCAAAAAACAAAUCCUGGGCCGUUUUCCAUUAUUGCCGACUAAAGGCGUACUCGCGAAACAAGACCAGCUUGAAUAUAAAUGCAACAUUUCUGCAUCCAGCUAACAAUGUAACCCUCAAAUUAAAGAUGGUGAAAAAAUUAAGUGGCUAUAAGCCAUUUCUGUUUGACGUCACCAUCGACGCCUGCCUAUUUAUGCGAAAACGACAUAAUCCCGUCAUCAAAAUGUUUUACAGCUUUAUAAAGGAUUAUUCUACAAUAAAUCACACAUGUCCUUAUGAGGGCUUGCAGAUGGUUAGCGAUUAUCACACCGCUGUAUUUCCAGUACCUUUGCCCACAGGAGACUAUGGAGUGCUACUGGAUUUCAUAUUCGAUGGUAAGAAGCAGUUCCACGUAAAUGUUUACUUCACCUUUGUGGAGGAUUUUUGA